AUGGUCGUUUCCAAUGGCCAGGUCGUCGAACAGGGCUUCCAUGAGCAAUUGAUUGUGCAGGGUGGCAUCUACGCGCGCUUAAUCCGAGCCCAGGACCUGAACACGACAUCUUCAGCAGAGGGCGAUGAAAGGUCGGAGGGCGAAGCAAAGGAUGACUUUGACAUUGGCCUUACAACGGUUACGACGAAACGUUCUGCCGGUACCAACAACAUGGGGGACAGCGCACCCAGCAAGGGACUUAAGUCCAGGUCAUUCUUGUCUGUGUUGUUUACUGUCGUUCGAGAGCAAAAGCGCCUUUAUCCCUUGAUCACUCUUGAAAUUCUAUUCUCUUUAGUUGCAGCGGGCACUUGGCCUGUGCAGUCCUUCCUCUUCUCGAAGCUGAUCGACCUCUUCGCCCAUGGUGCCGCCUCGGGCUUUGGCAGCACCAACUUCUAUGUCCUGAUGUUCUUCGUCUUGGCCCUGGCCAACUUGGUGUCCUACUUUGUCAUUAGAUGCGUUGCCAAUAUCAUCUCCCAGACUGUCACCCACAGAUACCGCUUGGAGCUCUUUGAGCGCCUCCUCAAUAUGGAUAUCGAGUUCUUCGACCAGCCCUCAAACACAUCCGGUGCACUAGUCUCCAAGUUGACUACGGUUCCGAGCGGCAUACAGGAGUUGAUCUCCGUAAAUAUCUUUAUUUUGUUGAUUAUGGUAAUCAGCAUCGUUGCCAGCAGUUGUCUUGCGCUCGGAUAUGAUUGGAAGUUGGCACUGGUCAUGGUAUUCGGCGGGCUGCCUCCCUUAGUUGGGUCGGGAUACGCCCGGAUUCGUCUGGAAUUGGAUUUGAACGAAAGAGCUGAUUUGCGCUUUUCAGAAAGUGCCGGUCAUGCCGUCGAAGCUGUCAACUCGCUAAGAACCGUCGCGUCACUCGGUCUCGAGACCGAAAUCCUGCAACAAUAUUCCAUGAUCCUUCGCGGCAUCAUCUGGCAGUCAAUCGGUUCCUAG
Molecule: messenger RNA, 978 nt
Organism: Aspergillus melleus
Lineage: Eukaryota; Fungi; Ascomycota; Eurotiomycetes; Eurotiales; Aspergillaceae
Exons: 1
Coding region: 1-978 (325 amino acids)
Biological process (GO): transmembrane transport
Cellular component (GO): membrane
Molecular function (GO): ABC-type oligopeptide transporter activity; ATP binding
Source: RefSeq, a predicted model, not a curated record